Neurospora tetraspora is the source of this 1919-nucleotide messenger RNA. RefSeq lists its product as uncharacterized. The record is from RefSeq and is a predicted model, not a curated record. Bases 224 to 1534 code for a protein of 436 amino acids. The transcript is spliced from 3 exons. Lineage: Eukaryota; Fungi; Ascomycota; Sordariomycetes; Sordariales; Sordariaceae.
CGUUGUCCGCGCAUUUUGUUAGCUGCGCUGAGGUAUUGGUUCCCGUGCGUGACGUGCAAUUUCUUUCCACCGACCAGACGCGCAACAACUGAGGUGUCUGGACAAGUCCUUCGGGUUCAAUAUUUCAAACCUCGAACCAACCUUUACCAAUCCCUUUUUUUUCGGCAGCCCAGCCUCAGCAUCCAGUCUCGCAUUUUUCGACCUCACGGACAGACAAGCAACCAUGCCGAGGCCUAUCGAGGCGGACGUGCACAGCGCGUUCAUGGAAUUCCGCAACGCAGCAGACGAAAAGUGCAUGUCAGUCCAGUGCCUCUUCUGCCACCAAGUCCGCGCGAAGAACACGACCAGGCAGAAGCAGCAUCUCGCCCAAUGCACUCAGUACCUCGCCCAGCACCCCGAGGCCGCUGCUGCCAUCAAGUCUUCUCUUGAACAGCAUGCGCAGGGUCAUGAUGGCUCCGCCCACGUCUCCCACGUCUCGGCCGGCCACGGCGGCGUCUCUCAUGGUCCCGCCGGUCACGGUCACGGUCACGGUUCCGGCCAGGACAACGGCGGUAACAACGCCAACCUGAACGCCGGCAACCAGCUUCAGAACCAGCACUCGGCCGCCGCUAAUGCCGGCGCGACCAGCGUCUAUCCCGAGCCCACCUCCCUUGAUCCGCACCAGCACACCAACCUGGGCUUCACCCCGAAUGCGCGCAUCAACGGCACCAGCACCCCCCAUGGCACCGGCACUCCCAUCCCUCAGCACAUUCGUCCCAUGUCCGGUGCAUCGAGCGCUCCUCCCGCCAAGCGUCAGAAGACCAAGCAGACCAACCCCAACUUGCCCGAGAUCCCUCUUGCUGAGGUCCAUGCGGCCUUCGUCGAGUUCCAGGCCAAGGAGGGUGACAAGUGCUUGUCCGCUAAGUGCAUCUACUGCAACCAAGUGCGUGCGAAGAACACGUCUCGCCAGCGCGAGCAUCUGCUCCAGUGCCCUGGCUACCAGGCCACCAUGAAGGAUAGGAUCCCGGCCAACAACCUUCUCCACCACUUCGACGAUGACGAUGUCGCCGCCUCGCUCGCUCUGCCCACUCCCACUCUCGAGCUCGACUUCCGCAUGAGCAUCCGGGUCAAGCCCAAGAUCAACAUUGGCAACGGCACCUACGGCCGUCAGAGUUGGAUCUCUUGCAUUGGUGGCCAAUGGGCUGGUCGCUGGGGCAAGGGCAAUGUCCUGGCCAACGGUCAAGAUACUCAGACCUCUUUUAAGGAAACAGAGACGAAGAUCGAUGCCCGUUACCUGAUCCAGACCAACGACGACCACCCCGCCCUGAUCAUCUGCAAGGUUGAGGGCUGGUGGGUCGGCGAGAAGGAGAUCAUGGAGCGUCUCCAAGACCCGGUCGCCGCAGACAACGUUGCCGCUAACCGCUACAAGUUGCGCGUCACUAUCAAGCUGGAGACCGGCGACGAGCGCUAUGAGGAGCUCAACAGCGGUGUCUGGGUCGGCAGUGGUUGCCGCCGCGGCGCCGAGAUCGUCUACGACGCCUACCGCGUCAACUGAUUGGGACCGGGGAGGACGGAGGAGGACUGACGAGAGGAGUGCGUUGAUGUAAUGCCCCUACUGCGAAAAGUCAUGAUGGAUCAACCGAGGCAGGCCACUCGGUUUGAACGACUUUGAGCGAUCACCUUCUAAUGCUUCUGUAAAUGUUUAUUACGGCGGUAUGACGUCCCGAACAAUGUUACCCACUGAGACUAGAGUUACGCUUGGUCAUGUUUCUUUACGUGACUGACAAGCUGCUUGUCCAGUCAGUGACUGGCAUGUCUCAGCAUACAGAUAGUCAAGCCAUGCGUCUUGAAUCACUCCUUUAUGAUGCCCCCUGAUAUUCAUGCGUGUUUUCGUUCUUUGCUGUUCUUUCUAUACUUGCCUCUUGCUGUUCUUCUCCUGU